Messenger RNA from Xyrauchen texanus (razorback sucker), 8106 nucleotides. Its product is annotated as transcription factor HIVEP2-like. Gene Ontology annotation, molecular function: DNA-binding transcription factor activity, RNA polymerase II-specific; RNA polymerase II cis-regulatory region sequence-specific DNA binding. Gene Ontology annotation, cellular component: nucleus. The coding region runs from base 1 to 5310 and encodes 1769 amino acids. The transcript has 7 exons. The record is from RefSeq and is a predicted model, not a curated record. Lineage: Eukaryota; Metazoa; Chordata; Actinopteri; Cypriniformes; Catostomidae. Gene Ontology annotation, biological process: regulation of transcription by RNA polymerase II.
AUGGAGGCUGCAAAAACCUCAUGUGAAGAAGAGUGCUCCGAGCAGAUAAUCAUUUUCAAAGAUGACGAAAAACACUUGCCAUCUGAGAUGACCCAAACAGACCAAUCUUCAAGCUCCGAAGAUAAAAUAAGACUUGCAGAGCAACCUCAGACAGGGGCUGUAAGUCCAUCUUCCUGUAUGGAGUCAAAGGCCUUUGCUUUGAGAAAUUCUCUUACCUCAAAAUCUAGAGAAGAGUGUCACAUCCACCUCAGUAAGAAGACUUUUCCUCCCGUAAACAAACGAUGUCUUCAUUCGGAAUGUGAUUUUUUGAUGCCCAAGGGUCAGCACAAAAAGGAGCAGAAAUCUGUUAAGACUGGAAAGUAUGUAUGCCAGUAUUGUGGAAGAGCUUGUGCCAAACCUAGUAUACUGAAAAAACACAUACGUUCUCAUACUGGCGAACGACCCUAUCCAUGUAUUCCUUGUGGUUUCUCCUUUAAAACUAAGAGCAACUUGUACAAACACAGAAAAUCUCACACUCAUGCAGUCAAAGCAGGGGUGAUGCUAUUUUCAGGACAAGACAGCAAUUAUAUGGGUUUGGAGGAGUUGACAGUUGCGGAGGGUGAUAUAGACACAGAUGAUGAGGUUGUGGAAGACUUGGCCUUGGAUGCAAGCCAUAUCAAAGACACAGAGGGUUUCAUGCAAGGAAAGGGGGGAAAAUUGACAAAGAAAGAAGCCAUGAUGCUCUCCACUGCCUCAUCAGGAAAAGUUUCUUUAUGGCAAUUUCGGGAAAUUUUGGCACCUGCCACAAUUGCUCAGGGGGACCAAAUUGUUGAGUUCCCAACCAUCAAGCAAAGACUGGCACUUAGACUUUCGGAGAAGAAAAAUCAAGAUUCAGAACAGUCUCUUUCUCUUCCCAGCUCAUACAGUAAAGGGAGCACUGAUUCUGGCUAUUUCUCACGUUCUGAGAGUGCUGAGCAACAGUUCAACCAGUCAAGUGAAAAUGCAAAGUCAUAUCAAGAAAUUAUGUUUGGGAAAUGUUACAAACCAACCACCAGGCCAAAGCAGUCAAUCACUGUACAGACCUCUAUGGCAGACAUAAAUGAGGCAACAUCAAGUUUCAUGAUUAAACUGAACAAAGGUAUGAUGCCUGGUGACACAGAAUCCUCUAAACAUAGAAGCAAAAAAGACCUAGUCCGAUCAAUAAAAAUCGAUUCUUUCCAAGAGGAAGAUUAUCAAGAAUGUCAAAACCCUGCUCACACUAAUCUUCUGGAAACGGCAUCGGAGAGUAGCAUGUUCUUGCGCAGUAACUCUCUUCCUACCUCAAGUAGUUCAAAUCUGGAUGCCUCAAUAGGGUUAAGAAGCAGUAAUUCGUUUGAUGAGAGAAUGCCAGGUGCUGAUGUAACCUACCGGGGCCUGGUGGGAAUGAGAAGACUCAUGCGGCAAGCUGCAUUUGAGCACUCCACUAAUGAAGGACAUGUAGAAUCAGACUGCUCCGUGCAUCUAGCUUGUAGCUUAAAAUCAGAGUUGAAAAUUCACAGCAUAGAUGAUUCUAAAGUGGGUGUGGAGAACUACCAAGAAACUGAGUCAUGUUCGAUUUCCCAAAGCCAGUUGUCAGACACUUCAAGGAAACGUAGAAAAGACAAGCAAGUCAUGGAGGAGGAAGAUUUUCAUUUCCAAGAUAAGCCCUCAGACUUAUCUGAGACAAAGGAAACUAUCUUAGAUACUGCCUUCUAUGACACUGAGAGAAGAGCUGGGAGCAAUGUAAUCUCUGUAAUUCAGCACACAAAUUCAUUCAAUCGGCUAAACUCCUCAGAAAAAUCAACUGACAUUAGAUCACAUCCAUUGGACAAAGUUGGCCUUUACAAAUUCACAAAAAAGGAACAUAGCAUUGAGGAUCAGAGAAAUGACUUCAAUUGUAGCUCGGAAGGAAUAGAAUGGCAACUGGGAAGCAGCAGUUUAUUGCACCAUAAAUGUCACAUGGCUAAACAGCCAACACCUCAGCCCAGUAUCCAAGUCCCAGAGAUUAGAGUAACUGUGGAGCCAGAGAGACCAGAAAAAGUUGUGGAUGUAGGGGUCAGGCAAAGGGAAAAGCAUCCUGAAGAGUUCCAGUGGCCACAGAGAAGUGAAACACUGUCACAGUUUCCAAUGGAAAAACUGCCACCCAAAAAGAAACGCUUGCGAUUAGUAGAGAUAGAUUGUUCUUCUGGUGAAUCUAGCUUUGAAUCUGCUUGCACAAGUCUCUCCAGAAGCCCAUGUCAAGAUAGCAAUUUGUCUCACAGCUCAAGCUUUUCCCAGUCCCUUGACAGAGAGGAGACCAUUUAUGUUGCGUCCCAAACCAACCCAGAUGAGCUUAAUAGGCCAUUGGAGUUCUUAUCUGUACCAGGAGGUUCACAGAGUCAUCACAAAGAGAUGAGAUGUUCUGCAUCAGAGCUGUUACCUUAUAACAAACCCUUAGAGGUUCCAGAGAUUCGAAGCAAGUCUUUUGGCUAUGGUAGUCUGUCUCCUACAUUUCGGCAGGAAGAAGUUACAGAGCAUAGAAGGUGCUUCUUGGUUAGGCAAGCAUCGUUAGGUGGCGAACAAGAGAUUGUGACACACAUUUCCACAGUUCUAGAUGAAACCAGCAGGAGAACAACCUCACCAAACAAACAAUUUUUACCUAAGGGAUCCAUUGAGAAAUUUAGAUAUCCUUUGAUUUCUAGCAAUCCUUUUCAUCAACAAGCUAGCCAAAUGCAAACCUCAUCUCAUAAGCAAUGCAAUCAGCCCAAUGUUAGCCAUGUUUUGGACCCAGAUAGCAUAAUGCUUCUAAUUAAGAAGGAACCAGAAGAUUCCAAGGCAUCUGAAUCUUAUAUUAGCUUAAGAAACCACCGGGAAGAUUAUUCACAGAGCGUAGGCAAUGUUUUGUCCACAAUAGCAGUCCUUUCACAAGCUCAGCAUUCAUUAUCUUGUCAAAACAUGUCAAGUUUUCUAGUUCCUGUCAGAAUUCAAAUGCAAGUGCCAUCCUACGGACACAUAACAUACACUAGCAUAUCUCCUAUUCUCGAUUCUCAACUACAGAACUCUAUCUCACGCAUACAACACAAAACAUUCUCCAGUCAAAGUCUUGACACACCCCCAAGGCGACUUUUGCGCAGCACACCAACUUCACCAGCAAAGCUUAAUACAGGCAUACCUUUGUCAUUAACCUCCAAAACCAUCUCAACUACAGAGGCCCCCAGUGGUGGGGCAAACAAACGCAUGCUCUCUCCUGCAAGUAGCAUUGAACUCUUCAUCAAGGCAAAACAGCAAAAACGAGUCAAAGAUGAGAGCAUUUAUGGCCAAAUUGUCAAAGGGCUGAGUGCUGUGGAGUUAGGAAAUCUCGAAGGUGACAAAGAAAAUCCCAAGAGUUACAAAUCCAAAAAUAUCCAAGACCAAUGUGAGCCUUUGGAAGAGGUAGAAAUGAAUGAGUCCAACCUAGAGUUACAAUCUUCUGCCAGUAUUCCUUUAGAUACUGCUAUGAUGGAACACAAACUAAUGGCAGAACACCUGAUGGCCAGUCAUAGCUCCUCUAUAGGUGCUUCACUUUUGUCUCAGUUUUCAGGUCUUCACGCCACAACUUGUGUGAGCUGGUGCUACCUUAACUCCACUAAACCAAAUAGCACCCAAACAGCUGCACAUUUCUCAGAGUAUGCCUCGUGGUUUGUGAGAUGCCAUAACCCCAACCCACCCAAUCUUAGCACUGGGAUGGUUCUUGCUCUUCUCCGAUCAAAACAGGGGAUGCAAAAUGCUAUUUAUUCAAUCGCUACUAUGUAUCAACCUGGACUUCUUGUCACCUCCACUCCCUGGAGACUGAAGCAAGAACAAGUAACUCUGGAAUACAGAGAGGAAGAUACAAAACAUGAAGUGAAAUUAAGAGACAUUAGCCAGAGAAGCAAAUAUUUACGAGAGGACAUUGCUUCCUCCAUACGACAACAUGAACCAGACCGUGUAAAGAUUUUUGAAGGAGGGUAUAAGUCGAAUGAGGACUAUGUGUAUGUGAGGGGCCGUGGUCGGGGAAAAUAUAUUUGUGAAGAAUGUGGUAUUCGUUGCAAGAAGCCAAGCAUGCUCAAGAAACACAUACGAACUCACAUGGAUGUGAGACCCUACAUCUGCAAGUACUGCAACUUUGCCUUUAAAACUAAAGGUAAUCUCACCAAGCAUAUGAAGUCAAAAGCUCACAUGAAAAAAUGCCUUGAACGAGGAGUAUCACCCACAGCCAUGGAUCAUACAAAGGAUGCAGAUGACAUACUGAAGUCCUUAGAUAUCAGGCCAAUGGAAACAACCCUCAAACAUCAGUUCUCAGAUGUGGAGGACUCUGAUGAGAAUGGAGAUGAGCCAGACGAUGAGGAAGGUGAUGAAUGCCAUGGUGAUUUUACACCCAAAACACUGUCCAGAAGCACAAGUCCUCAGCCCUAUGCAGUCAACAAGCCAUGUCUGUCUAGCUGUCUCAUGAAACACAUGGACACAAUCCGCAAUCUACCUAAGGAACAACUUGAAGCCUCCUCUUUGGGUAUUGAGGAGGAUCUGACCUUGGAGCAAUCGAGUAUCUUUUUUGAGCUCUGCCCGCCUCAGCUUCUGUCGCCUUGUUGGGACUUACCUCUUCAGAGGAACAUAAGUCCACGAGGAGACCUGUCACCAAAACAUCAUCUGUUGUCAAGCUUUGAUUCAUCUCCUUUGAGAGCUGUUUCUCCAAGGAGAGAUCUGAGUUUGAGAGAGCUCUCACCUGUAAGGCUGAUCCAUACUCGGGCCGACCCAUCAGGUCAUCAAAAAGGGAUGCUCAGGGUCGUGUCCCCACUGAGGGGGUCUUACCAGCACAGGGCCCACGUGGAUCAGGGAAGAAGUAUUAGAUAUCAAAGCUCUAACCUUAGACCAAUCAUCGGAGUGCAAUCAGAGAUCAAAAUGGAUCGAGAAGGCACUCCUCUGAAUCUGUAUGUUCCUGUUGGCCUAUGCAGCAGUAAAGAUCUGUCCACUACCCUGCAGCCUGACAUCUACAGUCAUUUGCCUUUGCACUCUCAAGGACAGGUGCCAAAACCGGUUCCAAUGAUCCCUAUUGGGGGCUUAAGGAUGCCUUCUCCGGAGAGAAAUUUACUCCCAUCGCUUCAGCAGGAGAACAUAUCAGAGAUGGCUAGUUCCAGACAGAUCUCAGACCCUGUGCCAGAUCCUGGAGUGACCUAUGAUGGAGACACCAAAACCUCUCGCUCUGGACCUCCUAGCAAAGACGAUAAAAAGGAGGAGAGCAUCUACAUCUGUGCAAAAGCUAUUGCAUCCCUCAGAAUAACAGCUGAAGAUGCCACCGAUAAACCUCCUAAAAGUUGAUUUUUAGCACUGUAAAAACACAUUCAAAAGCUGAAAUCAAGCUAAGGCCAGAAUCAUACUCUACGCAAAUACGCAACUGCAAAUGCUUGGCUAGCUCAUUGCAAAAGUGUGUUUCUGUUGAACGUAACGUGCAUUCUUGCAUUGCUCGUUGGCAGUAACAAACCUCACCUUACUAUUGCCCCACCAUGACAGUAGUCAUGAUGGGAGAAAGGUGUCUCUGGUUGUUCCUUGCAGGGAACUCAGCCUUACAGGCUCCAUAUGGUUAGGAUUAGGGAGGGGGCAGAGUUAGGGCAUCUGUUGCCUCCCUGGAACAAACUGAGGCGCCUUUGUACAAUGAGCGACAGCAGUUGACCUUAAAGAGAAAACUGACCCUCGAAGGAGACAAUUUUACGCUACUGCCUGCUGUAGCGCCCUUGUGACAAUGCUGAGAAUGCAACAUGUACUUGAAUUCAGGAAUGCAACAGUGCACGAAAUUGAGCUGGCAUAUGGCUCGAAGCAUCUGCGUUUACGUACUUGUGUGGACUAUAUUUUGGGAGCAUUCCCAAGACUCCGGAGUUUUGGUUAAAAAUAAUACACAGAAUAUUAAUUUCAGUUCACAUGCCAUAUUCUCUAUACCUGCCAUACCAAUCUCAACUAUACAUGGUGUAAAAAUUAUACAUGAAGAUGAUAUUUACAACAAUACAUGCAAAAAAUACAAAAUCAAAUAUUUAAUGAAACUAUUUAAAUUGCAGAUCUAAAACAUUUUCUUCAGGAAGUCAUAUGCAUCAUUACGUCUCAAGUAAACUCAAAACAAAACACUGAUCACCAUUUUUACUGAAACUGUCUUCAUUGACUUCUGCUUGUGCCUUUAAGAUGUUUGCAUAUUUCUCAAUGAAAGAAAGUCAUUAGAUGUACCCUGUGUAUGCACUUAUCUUAAAAAUAGUGGUGGUUAUUAAGUUAUUAAAACCUAAUUUGAGGCAUUGUGGUUGCUUUUGAGAUUGCACUUAUUACGUAUGUUAAAGUUUGCAUAUUGCAUUAAUCUCCGCUAUGAUAUUGCCUUGUAUGCUGUUGUAUAUUCUUAUUAGCACCUUCGUAACUCAACUGCAUUAUACAGUAUGCAUUCAAGAUAAUGAACUGAAAAGUGUGGAUGACAAAUUAUUUAAACAAUCCUUUUGGUUAAACCUCCAUCGCUUAGUAUUUUUCUAAAUGUAUCAUACCUCGUUUCCUUCUGUAGACGUUAGAUUUUUUUGGCACUUAAGAAACAAAAUGUCAUUACAAGGUGUAAAGCAGUUCAAUGGAGAGGAGGGGGCAAGAACCGGCUUGACAAUAUAAAUAAUAGUUUAAUGAAGAAAUAAACCAAAAACACAAACACACACAUAUGACGGACAGCUGCCCGUAAACGUUCUCUCUCUGUCGCACCACCGUCCGCAGUCGGCCUUUAUCCCUCUCGGAGGCUUGAUUAGCCUGAUAAGGGAACGGAUGUGUAAAAUCACGACCCGGCCCCGCCCUCCGCCCUGUCAAAUUCUUCCCUCGUUCUCUCAGGCCGGGCAGCCCCCGAGAUGACGUACACCCGCCGCGUUUUCGGGGAACAGAAGGGGUCUCCCCCGGCAGCGGUUCUCCCAGGCGGUCGGCAGUGAGCCCCUCCCCGCUCAGUGCCUGAUAAGGGACUCCUCCUCCACUGACUGCUCCAGGCAGCCAGUUAGGAGCCCCUUCUCCCCUCACAGUCGGCGGCUGUUCCUCCACUUCCAGGCAGUCGGGCUCCUCCGUCCCCCAGAAGAUGGCCACGGCUGCUCCGUUGGGGUAGAUGGUAGCGGCGAGAACUCUAUAUAAAUAAUAGUUUUAAUAACAAACUGAACAAAAAACACUCAAACAUAAACACACAGAGCAGCUGCCUGUCAUUCUCUCUCGAACUGUCAUCACCGGCCGCCUUUAUCCCUUACGUGCCCCCAUCAGGCUGAUUAGGGACCUGGUGUGCGUUGCUCCAGCCCGGCACCACCCUCCUCCGAUAUACACAAGGCAUUUCAAAAUAUGUAUAUGACAUCAUAUUAUUAUCUAAAAAGUGUUAAGUAUUAUGAAUCAUAGUGACAAUUUGAAGCACUUUCUAGGGAGUCGAUAGACUGAAUGCAGUGUCAUCAAUACUGGAGCUAUUUUUAAUCAUUUUAGGUGAUGAUUGUUGAUUGAUUAAUCAUAUUGCACAACAUUCCAGUCACUAUAUGUGCAUGUACUGUAUGUGUACAUCUCUGUAUGUGUUUACACACACAGGUAUACAUGUGUAUACACACACACACACACACACACACACACACACACACAAUUGCUAUCAUGUACUGUAAUUACUUUUAAAGAGAGUUUAGUUUUAGUUAAAAAAAAAAAAAGUUAAUAGUAGAUGUUUUUUUCUAGCCAUCGAGGGGGUCUUGAACUUGUCUGACUGUUUGAAUGUAUGCAUUUUUAGCCAUUUUAAAUGUCUUUAAGAGGGUAUAAGUGCUAGCUGAUAUUAAACAUAUGCAUAUCAAAUGAAGUAGCAACUGGUAUAACAUCCCAUUUCAGUGUAUGGUAUUUAUAUUAAUAGUCUGAGGAUUAAAAACACUGAGAUGAAGUUAAGUUUAUACUGAAAGAACUUUCAUGUCAUGUUUACAGUAUUACAUAUGAAAGAUUUUAAGGUAUCUAGUUUGAAUUUAUGGCAUUAUAGAAAAUACAACAUUGUGUUAUUUAUCUUACAGAUAGAUACAUGGCCAUCAAAUAUGAAUUCAUGAUAUUUCUGUUUUUCCCAUAAAAGCAGCUGAUUUUGUAUUUAUUUUUUAUCUGAUUAAAGAUGUC